GGAGACGUGGAAGGAGGGGUUUAUGGAGGGGUUUUAGUCAAAUGUUAAAUAUUAUGGUUUCUUGUUCUUCAAGCUCGUCAAUGGCGGCCCUUUCACACUCCUCCCUUUUCCAUUAAUCUGAAAAAAGGAACACUUGGGGAAAGCGAUACAGUCAUCUUUACCCCCAUUCCGAUUGCUUCAUAGUUGCUUCGCUUCACAGAAGCCUUCCUCCAUGUUGAAGGCUUUAAGGUCUUCUUCCUCCUUACAACAAGCUCGUUUUACCACAGGGGCGUCGUAUUUACAGUCUAAUUCACGCCAUGCGACUAAAUUGAGUUCUCCAUUUCAUGGAGUGUUGCGUUCUGUUCUAAGGGAUAAAAACCCUAAAUUGUUUCAAAGAGUUUUUUUCUGUUCGGAUUCGGGUGAUGGAUCUGGGUCCGGGCCAGAGUCCGUCGUUGAAGAAGUUGAGUCGAAAUCUGCAGCGGCGAUUGUUCCUACAGCUAUCAAAAAGCCGGAUGAUUUUCUCACGGUAAUAGCAUUGCCAUUGCCACAUAGACCAUUGUUUCCAGGAUUUUAUAUGCCAAUAUAUGUCAAGGAUCCUAAACUACUAGCAGCAUUGGUAGAAAGUCGAAAACGACAGGCUCCUUAUGCUGGUGCUUUCCUUGUAAAAGAUGACCCAGGAUCUGAGGCCGCAGGUUCGGAUACAGAGAAAAACAUAUAUGAGCUCAAGGGCAAAGAGCUGCUUAAUCGUCUCCAUGAAGUUGGUACACUGGCUCAGAUUACGAGUAUCCAAGGAGACCAGGUGGUUCUUAUUGGUCAUAGGCGGCUACGGAUAACAGAAAUGGUCAGUGAAGAUCCCCUUACCGUCCAAGUGGAUCAUCUCAAGGAUUCACCGUACAACAAGGAUGAUGAUGUCAUAAAGGCAACAUCAUUUGAGGUCAUAACAACCCUAAGAGAUGUUCUGAAGACGAGUUCUCUUUGGAGGGAUCAUGUUCAAACAUACAAUCAGCAUAUUGGUGAUUUUAAUUAUCCAAGAUUAGCAGACUUUGGUGCUGCAAUAUCUGGUUCGAACAAGUUACAAUGCCAGGAAGUGCUCGAAGAGCUAGAUGUGUACAAACGGUUGAGACUCAGUCUUGAGUUGUUAAAGAAAGAAAUGGAGAUACAUAAGAUUCAGGAAUCCAUAGCAAAAGCUAUUGAAGAGAAAAUAAGCACUGAACAGCGCCGUUACUUGUUAAAUGAGCAGUAUAAGGCUAUAAAAAAGGAAUUAGGACUCGAGACUGAUGAUAAAACAGCACUCACUGACAAGUUUAGGGAUAGAAUUGAUCCGAACAAGGAGAAGAUCCCACCUCAUGUUCUGCAAGUUAUUGAAGAAGAACUGAAAAAACUGCAACUCUUGGAAGCCAGUUCAAGUGAAUUCAAUGUUACACGUAACUAUCUUGAUUGGUUAACUGCCUUACCCUGGGGUAGCUAUAGCAAUGAGAACUUUGAUGUCCUACGGGCUCAACAAAUUCUUGACGAGGAUCAUUAUGGUUUAGCUGAUGUUAAAGAAAGGAUACUGGAAUUUAUCGCAGUGGGAAAACUCAGAGGAACAUCACAAGGAAAAAUCAUCUGCCUUUCUGGUCCUCCUGGAGUGGGUAAGACUAGCAUUGGUCGUUCAAUUGCACGUGCUUUAAACAGAAACUUUUAUCGGUUUUCUGUUGGUGGAUUGUCUGAUGUUGCCGAAAUCAAGGGUCAUCGUCGAACCUAUAUAGGUGCAAUGCCUGGGAAAAUGGUGCAGUGUCUGAAAAGUGUUGGAACGGCAAACCCUCUUGUUCUUAUUGAUGAAAUCGACAAGUUGGGAAGGGGACAUGCAGGUGAUCCUGCAAGUGCUAUGUUGGAGCUGCUUGAUCCAGAACAGAAUGCAAAUUUUUUAGAUCACUACCUGGAUGUUCCAAUCGAUUUGUCAAAGGUUUUGUUUGUAUGCACAGCAAAUGUAGUGGAAACGAUACCCAAUCCACUCUUGGACAGAAUGGAGAUAAUCCCGAUUGCUGGUUAUAUUACUGAUGAGAAAAUGCAUAUUGCCAGGGAUUAUUUAGAGAAGAGCACUCGUGAUGCAUGUGGUGUCAAGCCUGAACAGGUUGAAGUGACAGAUGCAGCUCUUCUUUCUUUGAUAGAAAAUUACUGCCGAGAAGCAGGGGUUCGGAAUCUCCAAAAACAAAUCGAGAAGAUUUACCGCAAGAUUGCUUUGAAACUAGUCCGCCAAGGAGCACAAAACGAACCUUCAGGUUUAGGAAGUGAGCAUCACGGGGAAGCAGAAUCUGCUGGUGAAUCGAGGGAAAUUUCAUCUGAUGAGCAAACUCAGGGUGCAGCCAAAUCGAAUGAGACUAACCAUGAACCUGGAUCUAACACUACAGAAGAAGCUGAAGUUGUCGAGCCAAAUGUUUCAACUGAUCAGGCUUCUGAUUUAAUGGAUUCCGAGACAACCAUAAAAUCCCAGGAUAAUGAAACACCUAACACAACUGAGAAAGUGUUGGUUGAUGAGAAAAACCUCAUGGAUUAUGUUGGAAAACCAGUUUUCCAUGCUGAACGCAUGUAUGAUCAGACACCACUUGGGGUUGUAAUGGGUCUUGCUUGGACCGCAAUGGGCGGUUCCACCUUGUAUAUAGAGACCUCCCAGAUUGAGCAAGGUGAAGGGAAAGGAGCCCUUAGUCUAACCGGACAACUUGGUGAUGUGAUGAAGGAAAGUGCCCAGAUUGCUCACACCGUUGCCAGAGCAAUAUUGGGUGUGAAAGACCACGAGAAUCCAUUUUUUGCAAAUUCCAAGCUUCAUCUACAUGUCCCUGCAGGUGCUACACCUAAGGACGGGCCUAGCGCUGGUUGCACCAUGAUCACUUCCAUGCUCUCUCUUGCAAUGAACAAGCCUGUCAAAAAGGACCUAGCGAUGACUGGGGAAGUAACCCUCACUGGGAGGGUCCUUCCAAUUGGUGGGGUGAAGGAGAAGACUAUAGCUGCAAGACGGAGUGGUGUGAAAACUAUAAUUUUUCCAUUGGCUAAUAAAAGAGACUUUGACGAGCUUGCAUCUAACGUGAAGGAAGGCCUUGAUGUACACUUUGUAGACGACUACAAUCAAAUAUUCAUACUGGCUUUUGAAGACCUGCAAAUGGAAAAGUAAGCCCUCAUAAAUUUCAUCAUUCGAGUACUGGAGUGUCGUUCCCUCCAUUCUCAGGUACUACUUCUGUGUGGGAUAUACUGGUUUAUUCUCGCUCUUCCUAACUGAUCCACCAAUGAAGCCAACAAGUUUGCUGUUGAAAUUCCCCCCCCC
This is a messenger RNA of Cynara cardunculus var. scolymus (artichoke), 3277 nucleotides long. Its product is annotated as lon protease homolog 1, mitochondrial-like. Gene Ontology annotation, cellular component: mitochondrial matrix. The coding region runs from base 212 to 3127 and encodes 971 amino acids. Gene Ontology annotation, biological process: mitochondrion organization; protein catabolic process; protein quality control for misfolded or incompletely synthesized proteins. Gene Ontology annotation, molecular function: single-stranded DNA binding; ATP hydrolysis activity; ATP binding. The record is from RefSeq and is a predicted model, not a curated record. The transcript has 20 exons. Lineage: Eukaryota; Viridiplantae; Streptophyta; Magnoliopsida; Asterales; Asteraceae.